Molecule: messenger RNA, 768 nt
Organism: Sphaerulina musiva SO2202
Lineage: Eukaryota; Fungi; Ascomycota; Dothideomycetes; Mycosphaerellales; Mycosphaerellaceae
Exons: 1
Coding region: 1-768 (255 amino acids)
Source: RefSeq, a predicted model, not a curated record
AUGGCCGAUGCACCGCCUGCCUAUUCGCCUGUAUAUUUGCCUGCGCCCAUGGGUGCCUCUCCCAUAACUGUAUCGGUACCAGAGGAUCAAGGCGCAGAUGAUCCCUAUUCGUUCCUGACAAGUUUCGACACGAUAUUUCUGAUCGACGACUCUGGCUCCAUGGCAGGCAGCAGAUGGAGAGAGACCGGCGAAGCCCUGGAGACAAUCACGCCGAUAUGCACUGCCCACGAUCAAGAUGGCAUCGAUAUAUAUUUCCUCAACACGAAGGAUUCGGACUUUCACCACAACGUCACCAGUGCAAGUACAGUGCGUGAGAUCUUUGAGACAGUGCUACCUGGAGGAGGCACGCCAAUGGGACAGCGCUUGAACAGCAUCCUCAAACCAUAUUUGCGCAGAUUCCAAGCCAGCCCGGAGACCGUCAAGCCCAUCAACAUCAUCUGUAUAACGGAUGGCGAGCCGAGCGAUGAUGUCGAGAGUCCGCUGAUUGCUACUGCCAAGAAACUCGACAAGCUCGAUGCGCCAGCGUGGCAGGUAGGCGUUCAGUUCUUUCAAGUGGGCCGCGAUGAAGAGGCAAGGCGACACCUCCGACAGCUCGACGAUGAACUCGCUGAGAUCGCGGGCGAUGAUGAGCUGCGCGACAUCAUCGAUACCGUCCCUUUCACCGGCACCGAGGGCACGCGUCUGAACGGCGAUGGUAUUCUCAAGGUUGUUCUGGGUGCGGUGAACAGAAGACUAGAUCGCAAGAAGAGUAAGGAUCUUCACCGGUGA